Lampris incognitus (smalleye Pacific opah) is the source of this 2232-nucleotide messenger RNA. It is a transcript of the gene avl9, whose product is annotated as AVL9 homolog (S. cerevisiase). NCBI's taxonomy places the organism in Eukaryota, Metazoa, Chordata, Actinopteri, Lampriformes, Lampridae. The transcript has 16 exons. Bases 112 to 2037 code for a protein of 641 amino acids. Gene Ontology annotation, cellular component: cytoplasm. The record is from RefSeq and is a predicted model, not a curated record.
GGAAGAGCAGCGAGCGCCCGUGUUCACGUCUCGCCCCCCGAGAGAGGAAAAUAGCGGCGGAGUUACUGCAAAAUCGGGGUUGGGGGGGUGGGGGAGGAGGAGGAGGUCCCCAUGGAGUCGCACGGCAAGGAGGACCCGAAGGGCCCCGUGCUGCACAUCGUCGUGGUUGGAUUUCACCACAAGAAGGGCUGUCAGGUGGAGUUCUCCUACCCGCCGCUGCUCCCCGACGAGAGCCAUGACAGUAGCUCCCUGCCAGAGGAGUGGAGGUACCUGCCUUUUCUGGCGCUGCCUGACGGGGCCCACAACUACCAAGAAGACACGGUUUACUUUCACCUGCCGCCCCUGAGUGGAGACAUGAAGUGCGUGUACGGAGUUUCCUGUUAUCGCCAAAUAGAAGCCAAGGCCCUGAAGGUCCGGCAGGCUGACGUCACCAGGGAGACGGUCCAGAAGAGCGUGUGUGUCCUCAGCCGAGUGCCUCUUUAUGGUCUGCUACAAGCAAAACUACAGCUCAUCACGCAUGCCUACUUUGAAGAGAAAGACUUCUCUCAGAUCUCUAUCUUGAAGGAACUGUACGAACACAUGAACGGCUCCCUGAGGGGCUCCACGCUGGAGGGGUCACAGGUCUACCUUGGGUUAUCGCCAAGAGACUUAAUACUGCACUUUCGACACAAGGUCCUAAUCCUCUUCAAGCUAGUUCUCCUAGAGAAGAGGGUCCUGUUCUACGUGUCUCCUGUGAACAGACUAGUCGGAGCGCUGAUGACGGUCUUAUCGCUGUUUCCAGGCAUGAUAGAACACGGACUGGUCGAGUCCUCCCACUACCGGCCAAAGAGCAGCGUCUCUGAUGACAUCGCUCCCGUGGAGAGUGGCUUGGGUGCCGAGGAGUUUGUCUCCAUCUCCACCAUAGACAUCAACACCACCCUGGAGCUGACGGGGAUGGAGGAGGAGGAGGAGGAGGAGCAGCCCCCCCCACGGGGCCCGGUAGAGACCCGGUCCUUAGGGGCCGCCGCGGCGGGCGACAACCAUCACCUCAAACCGCCGUCACGCACCUCCCCGGAGUCCUCGGAGAGCGACUGGGAGACGCUGGACCCCGGCGUGUUGGAGGACGCCAGCCCCGAGGAGCCCACGCAGGGGAGAGAUGCGGCGUCGGAGCACCCGGACGCCUUCGAGCCCCUCCAGCCGGGGAUCCCCAUCACGGUGCAGCCCCAGUCCACUGGGGGCCAGGUCACCCAGGGCCUGGUCUCUGGGCUGGAAGAGAACCAGUACGGACUGCCCCUCGCCGUCUUCACCAAGGGUUACCUCUGCCUGCCCUACAUGGCCCUACAGCAGCAUCACCUCCUCUCGGACGUCACCGUGCGCGGUUUCGUCGCCGGGGCGACCAACAUCCUCUUCCGCCAGCAGCGACAUCUGAGUGACGUCAUCGUUGAUUUGGAGGAAGCUCGUAUCCAGAUCCAGGACCCGGAGCUGCGGAAGCACCUGAGCCUGACCACAGCAGACCUGCGCUUCGCCGACUACCUGGUCAAACACGUGACGGAGAACCGCGAUGACGUUUUCCUGGACGGCACCGGCUGGGAGGGCGGAGACGAGUGGAUCCGAGCCCAGUUCACCCUCUACCUGCACACCUUGCUCUCCUCCACCUUACAGCAAGAUAAUGAGAGGCUGCUGGCGGACUUCGGCGUUCCCUUCAUGGCAGCGUGGAAGAUCACCCACAACUACCGUGUGUGGCACAGCAACAAACACCCCGCCAUGGCCGAGAUCUCCCCGGGACACCCGUUCCAGGGUCAGUACAGCGUCACCGAUGUGAAGUUACGCCUGUCUCACUCGGUGCAGAACAGCGAGCGAGGCAAAAAGCUCGGCAACGCCGUCAUCACCACCAGCCGCAGUAUGGUGCAGACCGGAAAGGCAGUUGGUCAGACGAUGGGCGGAGCCCUCACCAGCGCCAAGUCGGCCAUGUCCUCCUGGUUCUCCACCCUGGCCCAACCGGCCGCCGUGGCCAGCCCGGCCUGCGACGUCGAGCCGGCCACCGAGGUCAAGCCCUGACACCCAGCACCCGACCUUCUCGGCCCAGGACAUACCUUCGCCUCACUGGACCCCCACCCCCCCCCACCACCACCACCCCCACCCACCCCUCCCCCUCCUCCUCGCUGCCCCGUCAGUCGAAGGGAAAGAUGAGUCGGGGUUGUUUUUUUUUCUGCCGUUAAUGAAGGAGUCAUCAGCAAAACAUGAAAAGAUACC